This is a messenger RNA of Capsicum annuum, 2668 nucleotides long. RefSeq names its product NAD(H) kinase 1. The transcript has 11 exons. Gene Ontology annotation, molecular function: NAD+ kinase activity. Lineage: Eukaryota; Viridiplantae; Streptophyta; Magnoliopsida; Solanales; Solanaceae. Bases 850 to 2433 code for a protein of 527 amino acids. Gene Ontology annotation, biological process: NAD+ metabolic process; NADP+ biosynthetic process. The record is from RefSeq and is a predicted model, not a curated record.
GGAUCUCUUACAACAAAACACCUAACAUCUAUUUAUAAAGGACAAAAGGCCGGUAGGCAUCCUAACUAAUUCAUCUUUCGCCGCCGCCGCCUCAAGGUUUACGCCCAAGUCUGCUACCGUCGACUUUUACUUGUAUUGUUAUCGUUUGUCCAUUAGGUUUUCUGUAAUCACGUCGUGAUUUUCUUUCUACGGUCGUAUUUUGCUUUCACAAGAUUGUCUCACAAAAUUCCCAAACAAUUGAGGUCUUUCUUCAUCAAAUCAGAUCGCCAAUUGAAUUUGCAAUCAUCCUCUAUCUCGUUUUCUAACCUUUUAUUUAUAGAAUCUUGACCAAUCAUUUCUCUGAAUAUAUUCACAUUUAAGUUGCACUUUAUCUUUUGAUAUGCGAUCCUAAAUCACCUUUUUUUUUUUAAUAACUUUAUGUAAUUUUCCCACUCUAAAUCUUCAAUAUGUCUAAAGUCUAUGAAAUUGUGAAAGGACAAGACAUGUCAUUUGUUUGCAAAAUCUUACUAAACCAAAACUAUACGUCAAAAAGAAGUGACUUCCCAAUUAGUGGGGAACUUUUAUUUUACAAGUAAAAGGGACAUUGACCAAGCAUGUGAUCCAACGACUAACACAUCACAAAAACAAUAUAAAAAUCGACUCUCUCCUUGACUUCCCACGCGUCUAUGUAGGUCCCACCACCUCUCUAGCUGCUGCUACUUCUUACCCAUUUUCCUUCACCCCCCCCCGCCCCACCCCACACCAGACCUAUAUAUAUGUGCUGUAUGUAAUUCAUUACCAUAUUCUUGUUCCUCAAUUUCAUUAACCCCCUUGAACAAGAGAGAGCUGUUUGGUGAAUUCUUGAUUUACAUGUCAAUGAAACAGACUCCUAUGUCUCCAAACAAACAUACCUCUAAUGGAAAUGCUAGUGUUUUGCCACCGGAGAACGGCUUUAGCGAUUCACUCUCUAUGUUGAAUUCUGAGAAGGCUGUAGAAGAACUUAUUCAACAGCCUAUUCUUCACGGGAUUGAUGAUCAUCUGAUUGAAUUUGCUGAAGCUUUGAGAACUGUUGCAAAGGCACUAAGACAAGCUGCUGAAGGGAAGGCUUCUUCACAAGCGGAGGCUUCUGAAUGGAAGCGUAAAUAUGAAUUGGAGAGGUCACGUAAUUUGCAGUUAGAGAAAAGAGCAAUGCCAUCAGAGAAGCAUUUGGAUGAGAAUGGGCGAGUAGCGUCAGAUGGUGCUGUGGAGAAAUCUGACAAAUGUUGUGGGGAGCAUGGAAUUUGCUCUCAUCAGGUUCUUCGUGAUGGAGAACAUGAUCAUGAUGCCACUGUUGUUCCAAACAAGAUGAUCAGAAAGGCAUCAUUCAAGUUGUCAUGGUGUUGCAACGGUGACAAAAGUAAUCAGAAAAAACACGAUAUUGUCUCUUUUGAGAAGGGAAACAUAACAACUGCAGAACGUAGCAGUAAACAGAUUUCUUUGAAGUGGGAAUCUCCCCCACAAACAGUGCUUAUACUGACAAAGCCAAAUUCAACUGCUGUUAGAAUGCUUUGUUCAGAAAUGGUCAGAUGGCUAAAAGAGCAGAAAAGCUUGAACAUUUUCGUUGAACCACGGGUGCGCACUGAACUUCUAACAGAGUCAUCAUAUUACCAGUUUGUACAAACUUGGGAAAAUGACAAGGAAAUUCUGUUUCUCCACACAAAGGUUGAUGUUGUUGUAACUCUUGGUGGGGACGGAACCGUCCUUUGGGCAGCGUCAAUGUUCAAAGGUCCAGUUCCUCCUGUUGUCCCAUUUUCUUUAGGUUCUCUUGGCUUCAUGACCCCAUUCCAUAGCGAGCGUUACAAGGAAUAUCUUGAUUCAAUUCUUCGUGGUCCCAUAAGCAUCAUGCUGAGGCAUCGUCUCCAGUGUCACGUGAUUAGAGAUUCAGCUAAAAGUGAUCUGGAUAGUGAAGAGCCCAUACUUGUGCUCAACGAAGUCACAAUUGACCGUGGGAUUUCAUCAUUUCUAACAAAUCUGGAAUGCUAUUGCGAUAAUUCUUUUGUUACCUGCGUACAAGGGGAUGGCUUAAUUUUGUCAACAACAUCAGGAAGUACCGCAUAUUCUCUUGCAGCCGGAGGGUCAAUGGUCCAUCCUCAGGUUCCUGGCAUUCUCUUUACACCUAUCUGCCCACAUUCGUUAUCCUUUCGUCCUCUCAUUUUGCCCGAGCAUGUGACAAUCCGAGUACAAGUACCUUUCAACAGUAGAGGUCAUGCAUGGGCAUCAUUUGAUGGGAAGGACAGGAAAAAGUUGGCACCAGGGGAUGCCCUUGUUUGUAGCAUGGCUACUUGGCCUGUACCAACUGCAUGUCAAGCUGAUUCUACCAGCGACUUCUUACGUAGCAUACAUGAAGGUCUUCACUGGAAUUUGAGGAAGAUGCAGUCUUUUGAUGGCCCUCGAGAGACACAUGAUCAGGUCUAACCUUUUAUCUAGUAAGGAAAUGAGGAGGCUUUCUGAAUCCGUCUUAUUUUGAAGUAUCAAUCAAGAUUUCCUGCUCAAUUAAUGCAGAGAGGGGUCAUGAUGCACAUACGCGCUUAUACAUGCAAAUGUAGUGUUAACUAUUAACUUUGAGAAUGAUGAGUCUCAACCUUAGGUGGUUUAUUGUUGUUUGUAACUUGGACAUAAUAAUAAGAAUAUAGGAAGGAUUUUUGUACCA